Molecule: messenger RNA, 1305 nt
Organism: Grosmannia clavigera kw1407
Lineage: Eukaryota; Fungi; Ascomycota; Sordariomycetes; Ophiostomatales; Ophiostomataceae
Exons: 2
Coding region: 1-1305 (434 amino acids)
Source: RefSeq, a predicted model, not a curated record
AUGAAAGGCACCACGGGCGGCCGCAGGGCCACGUCCACCGUGGCCACCCGCAUCGACGACCUAUCUGCAUCCUUCACACUGUGCCUCCAGUUCUACUCGCAAUGGCGGCGCUGCCGCGGAAGCGUGAAUCACUACCGCCGUCCUGAGAAUUCCGGUGCCGUGCCCAAGCCGCCUGUCAUCGCCCCCUGCGCCCUCUCGGCCUCUCUCGACAUGGGUGCCCAGACACGAGAGACCUUUACCAUCGGCCUGGCCAUUCUCGGUCCCGACUACGCUCAAGGAGACGACAUGUGCUGUCGUGCUCUGGCCAUCCAACAAGACCUCCUCCAGGACCAGGUGGCUCUGCUCCGGACAGCCAUCGCAUCGGCUACCAAACCGCUGGACAUCAACGUCAUCCUUAAAGCAUCCGAGACCGUGCGCGUGGCCACCAUCAAUGCCCUGGUCGAGUUGUAUCGGCGCAUGGCCGCUGGUCGGCCAGGCAUCCCGCGCGCGUUGCCUGUGCCCAAGUGGCGCUCGCCGUCGCUGCGUUCAAAGCCGCCCAAGACGAAGCGCGAGCUGCUGGCCAUGCUGCCGGCAUAUCCACCGUCGCCUGGUCCAUCCACCUGCUGCCGGUCGUUCAAGGAUGACGACGCCACAACGACCAGGUGGUCGGUUCUGUCAAGCCCGCUCGUCUUCCAGUCCGAGCCGCCAUCGCCCCCUCUGACUGCCACCAUGUCCGAAUGUGUCGCGCCUCUGCCGUCGCUGCCUGAGCUGGUCUUUAAUGCCUCUGCUGCCGGCAAGCGCGCCAGCUACCAGAGCUGGGUCCGGCCCCAGAACAGCGUUUUCAACAUAUUCUGCCCCGAGGCCAUGGCCUUGCAGGUCGACGUGUACAAGCUCGUACCUUCAGCGCGCAAAUGUCGCUGUGGCUACCGCUGGCAAGAACGUGCCUCUACCAGAUGCAGCACCCGGACGAGCACCCGAGCCAGCACCCGAGCCAGCGCGAGAAGCGGAAGCGAAGACAAGUCCAUAAUCCACAGAAACAAGAGCAUCAGCAGCAUGGAGAGCUCCGCCAGCUUCGUCAGCGCCAGGAGCACCCGCACCCUUCGCCACAGCCCAUCCACCACCACCAUCGUCCUCAAGGACGGCUUUAGCCUGUCGCCACGGUUCUUGGCCAAGAGCCACUGCGAAGGCGCUGAGAGCGGCUUCGGCUGCGUACUCUGCACGUCCAACGGCCUGACCGAGACUUACGGGACGGCCGAGGAUCUACGCGUUCAUAUCAACACAACCCACGACAAGUGGCAGAUGCUUCACGAUCGCGACCUGGCUUGA